AUGAAAGGCGUGGGUGAAGCGGAAGAGGGGCUAGAGUGUGAGAGGGUUCGUGAUAAACGAAUAGGGGCUUGCCAAAUGGGUACCGAAGUGGGGGGCACGUGGUCGUGCUGCCUGCCGUGCGCCGGCGGCGGCGGGCGAGGACCUCCUGGAGGACUUGGUUCUGGUGUGGGUUCCGGUUCUGGUUCUGGGAACCCCGGAUUCUUGGGCGAACCCGAGAGCAAGUCCUCGAUUAUUGUUUGCCACAGCAAUAAGCGCCAGAAGAACCAGAAAAGCAGCAUCACGAGUGUUAUUAAGAGCACCUGUAAGCGUAGUGGUAGUAAUAAUAAUUCUGGGGACUUGGACGAUCUAGAGGCUCUUGACGCCGCUGUUGAGGCGGUCGCUACUGGAGCUUGCUUUCCUGGUACCAAAGGCUCUAAGGACAAAAGUCACCAGAACUCGGAGGACUCUAAUAACAAGGACGGGAACACUCAGCACCGGCUCAGUCCCAGGUUGCAUGAUAUUGAGGAGGAGGAUGAUGAAGAGUGUCGACAUACUAAAGAAAGGACCUAUCAAAAGAAAUCACCAACACCAAGCGCCGGAGGAACCGGCAGCAGAGCAGGGUGGCGUUCGCGCAGAAGCGUCACCACGGCGGGUGCAACUGGGCACCAACAUCACGUGAUUGCCACGGUGGCGGUCACGGCUCAGGCGAAAAUGCAAGCCGAGCAGGGUAGCAUCGGUGAGCUAAGGGGCUACCACAAUCUCCGGUCUCGUCGUCAUACGCUGGCGAAUGUACGGUGA
This is a messenger RNA of Cotesia congregata, 777 nucleotides long. The record is from the annotation of a GenBank genome assembly. Lineage: Eukaryota; Metazoa; Arthropoda; Insecta; Hymenoptera; Braconidae.